AUGUUUCUUCGACCUGUGUCGUCCUCGUUUAUCUUCUUUCAUGUGGUUCCUCGUAAGCUCAAGACCAGAACUGUCCUUCGUACUCUUUGUGAGUUCAGGAUAAAGACGCCAAUAUCUGGUUUCCGAACUAGUUGUAUUGCUGUCUCUGUUUCUCUCUCUGAGGAUGAGUCAUUUCAAGAAAACGAAACUGUAAGAAAAGGAAUUAGACCUGAUGAUCAGACUUUUAUCUGGCUGCUUGAAGGAUGUUUGAAUAAAGAAGGGUCUUUAGAUGAAGGGAGAAAGCUACAUGCCCAGAUUUUGAGGUUGGGUUUUGACAAAGAUGCUUUCCUGUCUGAAAAGCUUCUUGAUUUUUAUCUAUUCAAAGGAGACAUAGAUGGUGCUCUCAAGGUGUUUGAUGAUAUGCCUGAUAGAACGGUUUUUACUUGGAAUAAGAUAAUAAAGGAGUUAGCUUCUAGGAAUCUGACUGGAAAAGUGUUGGGUCUCUUUUGGAGAAUGGUUACUAAACAUGUUACUCCUGAUGAAGGCACCUUCUUAGGUAUUUUGGAAGCCUGUCGUGGCGGAACUGUUGCUAUUGAUGCAAUUGAGCAGAUUCAUGCAAGGAUGAUUCAUCAGGGUUUGGGUAACAGUACAGUUGUGUGUAAUCCUUUGAUUGAUUUGUAUAAUAGGAAUGGGUUUGUGGAUCUAGCUAGAAGGGUUUUUGAUGGAUUACACAUGAAGGAUCAUAGUUCUUGGGUUGCAAUGAUAUCUGGGUUGUCGAAAAACGAAUGUGAAGCAGACGCCAUUAGAUUGUUCUGCGAUAUGUAUAUUUUAGGUGUCAUGCCAACGCCUUACGCGUUUUCAAGUGUUUUAAGUGCGUGUAAGAAGAUGGAAUCUCUUGAGAUGGGCGAGCAACUUCAUGGGCUUGUACUGAAGCUAGGGUUUUCCUCUGAUACGUAUGUGUGCAAUGCACUUGUGUCCUUAUACUUUCAUUUGGGAAAUUUGAUAUCAGCAGAACACAUCUUCAGCAACAUGUCACUUAGAGAUGCGGUUACUUAUAACACUCUAAUCAAUGGGCUUGGUCAGUGUGGUUAUGGUGAGAAAGCUAUGGAAUUGUUUAAACGAAUGCAGCUUGAUGGACUUGAACCAGACUGCAAUACUCUUGCAAGCCUUGUGAGUGCAUGUUCAGCUGAUGGAAUUCUUGUUAAAGGACAACAACUACAUGCAUACACAACGAAACUUGGUUUUAAUUCAAACAGCAAGAUUGAAGGUGCACUUCUCAGUCUGUAUGUGAAAUGCUCUGAUAUUGAAACUGCCCUUGAUUAUUUUCUUGAGACUGAGGUUGAAAAUGUAGUUCUGUGGAAUGUUAUGCUAGUUGCUUAUGGGCUACUAGACGAUUUAAGAAAUUCGUUUAGGGUUUUUAGACAGAUGCAAAUGGAGGAAAUUGUUCCAAAUCAAUAUACCUACCCGAGUAUUUUGAAAACUUGCAUCCGGCUGGGGGAUCUUGAGCUUGGAAAACAAAUCCAUAGUCAAAUAGUAAAGACUAGCUUUCAGCUCAAUGCAUAUGUGUGUAGUGUGCUCAUAGAUAUGUACGCAAAAUUAGGGCAGUUAGAUACUGCCUGGGAUAUUCUUAUAAGGUUUGCUGGGAAAGAUGUCGUGUCUUGGACAACGAUGAUUGCAGGUUACACGCAAUACAACUUCAACGACAAAGCUUUAACAACUUUCAGGCAGAUGUUGGAUUUAGGGAUCCAAUCUGAUGAAGUUGGAUUAACAAAUGCAGUUAGUGCAUGUGCUGGUCUUCAAACCUUAAAGGAAGGACAGCAAAUCCAUGCUCAAUCUUGUGUAUCUGGUUUCUCAUCUGACCUGCCAUUUCAAAAUGCACUGGUUACACUUUAUUCUAGAUGUGGAAAAAUAGAGGAAGCAUAUUUAGCGUUUGAAAAAACUGAGGCGGGAGAUAAUAUAGCAUGGAAUGCUCUGAUAUCGGGAUUUCAGCAGAGCGGAAACAAUGAGGAAGCACUUCGUGUCUUUGCUCGAAUGACCAAAGAAAGAAUUGAUAGUAAUAAUUUCACGUUUGGGUCUGCUGUAAAAGCUGCUUCCGAGACGGCAAACAUGAAACAAGGGAAGCAGGUCCAUGCAGUGAUCACCAAAACCGGAUAUGAUUCAGAAACUGAAGUUUGCAAUGCUUUGAUUUCUAUGUAUGCCAAGUGUGGAAGCAUUUCUGAUGCAAAGAAGCAGUUCCUUGAAGUCCCCACGAAAAAUGAAGUUUCUUGGAAUGCGAUAAUUAAUGCUUUUUCUAAACAUGGAUUUGGUUCUGAAGCACUUGAUCUCUUUGACCAGAUGAUACAUUCUAAUCUAAGGCCUAAUCAUGUGACGCUUGUGGGAGUUCUAUCAGCAUGUAGCCACAUUGGACUUGUGGACAAGGGCAUUGAAUACUUUGAAUCCAUGAACACAAAAUAUGGAUUAGUUCCUAAGCCUGAACACUAUGUGUGUGUAGUGGAUCUGCUAACCCGAGCUGGUCUUUUGACCCGUGCGAAAGAUUUUAUUCUGGAGAUGCCUAUUGAACCAGAUGCCUUGGUAUGGAGGACGCUUUUGAGUGCUUGUGUGGUGCACAANAACAUGGAAAUAGGGGAGUUUGCAGCACGUCAUCUCCUCGAGUUAGAACCUGAAGACUCAGCAACAUAUGUACUUCUGUCAAAUCUGUAUGCCGUGUGCAGGAAAUGGGAUGCUCGGGAUCGAACAAGACAAAAGAUGAAAGAAAAAGGUGUGAAGAAAGAACCUGGGCAAAGCUGGAUUGAAGUCAAAAACUCGAUCCACUCUUUCUACGUUGGCGACCAGAAUCACCCGUUGGCAAAUGAUAUACAUGAAUAUUUCCAAGAUCUUACCAAACAAGCAUCUGAGAUCGGGUAUGUGCAAGACUGUUUCAGCCUCUUGAAUGAAGCGGAGCAAGAGAAAAAAGAUCCGACAAUUUUCAUUCACAGCGAGAAACUAGCGAUUUCAUUUGGACUACUUAGCUUGCCUACAACAAUGCCUAUACAUGUAAUGAAGAACCUACGAGUCUGCAACGAUUGCCAUGAUUGGAUAAAGUUUGUAUCCAAGGUAUCAAAUCGAGAAAUCAUAGUGAGGGAUGCAUAUAGGUUUCAUCAUUUCGACGGAGGGGCUUGUUCAUGUAAAGAUUACUGGUAA
Messenger RNA from Arabis nemorensis, 3159 nucleotides. Lineage: Eukaryota; Viridiplantae; Streptophyta; Magnoliopsida; Brassicales; Brassicaceae. The record is from the annotation of a GenBank genome assembly.